This is a messenger RNA of Aspergillus wentii DTO 134E9, 1203 nucleotides long. RefSeq names its product ribonucleotide-diphosphate reductase subunit RNR2. Bases 1 to 1203 code for a protein of 400 amino acids. The transcript is spliced from 4 exons. Gene Ontology annotation, biological process: deoxyribonucleotide biosynthetic process. Gene Ontology annotation, molecular function: oxidoreductase activity. NCBI's taxonomy places the organism in Eukaryota, Fungi, Ascomycota, Eurotiomycetes, Eurotiales, Aspergillaceae. The record is from RefSeq and is a predicted model, not a curated record.
AUGGCCCAAGUCACUCCCUCGAAGCAGGCUGCUUCCUCGCUCGAGAACCUCAAGAUGAGCGACUCGCCUGUCAAGAAGCUUAACUUCGACGCCGCUGGCAAGGAGAAUGUCUCCGCCCCCGCCGUCGACGCGACUGCCGACAAGCUCGCCGUGGAAAAGACUACCGAAACCCCCAAGGCUCCCACUAUCCAAGAGCUUGAAGCUAUGGAGCCUUUGCUCCAGGAGAACCCCCGUCGUUUUGUUCUCUUCCCCAUCAGAUACCAUGAGAUCUGGCAAAUGUACAAGAAGGCUGAGGCUUCUUUUUGGACCGCCGAGGAAAUCGAUCUGUCCAAGGACUUGCACGACUGGCACAACCGUCUCAACGAUGACGAGCGAUACUUCAUCUCCCACGUUCUUGCCUUCUUCGCCGCUUCCGACGGUAUUGUCAACGAGAACCUGCUUGAGCGCUUCAGCAACGAAGUCCAGGUCCCCGAGGCUCGUUGCUUCUACGGUUUCCAGAUCAUGAUUGAGAACAUCCACUCUGAGACUUACUCUCUUCUGAUCGACACCUACAUCAAGGAGCCCAAGCAGCGCACCUACCUCUUCGAUGCCAUUGAGACCAUCCCCUGCAUCAAGAGAAAGGCCGAGUGGGCCAUCCGCUGGAUCCAGGACAAGGAGUCUACCUUCGCCUCCCGUCUCGUGGCCUUUGCCGCCGUUGAAGGUAUCUUCUUCUCCGGAUCAUUUGCCUCUAUCUUCUGGCUCAAGAAGCGUGGCCUGAUGCCUGGUCUCACUUUCUCCAACGAGCUCAUCUCUCGUGACGAGGGUCUCCACACUGACUUCGCUUGCUUGCUCUUCGGUCACCUCAACACCCGCCCUGACAAGAAGGUUGUUGAGGACAUCAUUGUGGAAGCCGUUGAUAUUGAGAAGGAGUUCCUCACUGACGCCCUUCCUUGCGCUCUUCUCGGCAUGAACUCCAACUUGAUGUGCCAGUACAUCGAGUUCGUUGCUGACCGACUCCUGCUCGCUCUUGGCAACAAGAAGUACUUCAACGCCACCAACCCCUUCGACUUCAUGGAGACCAUCUCCCUGGCCGGCAAGACCAACUUCUUCGAGAAGCGUGUCGGUGACUACCAGAAGGCUGGUGUCAUGGCCAGCACCAAGAAGGACGAGGAGAAGAAGACCGAAGAGGGAGAGGGUGGCCUUGCCUUUGACGACGACUUCUAG